UGACAGCCCAGCAGUAAAGUAACAAAGGUAUUGAUCCACUGCCUAGCUGGUCCUUAUCGACUGACUGUUUAACAGUUUAAGUUAAUGCUCAUCAGCCAGCUAAAUAUUUCAAUACGCGCACAAACGACUCCAUGUGGACAUUCGUCCGCCGUUGGUUUUUAACGGCCAGUUGGAGUCACCGCAACUCUGCUUGGCCACUUCAUGCGUGAAGCGUUUGCUCAAGAUGUCAUUAAAUGACUGACAAGUUCAUUUUUUUUUUUCCCUCUCAUGACUUCAUACGGACGAAUGCGCAUUACAGAAUAUGACGCUGCCGAAUGGAACAUUUGAAGAGUGGGAAGCAAGUUUAUUCAAUUGUUAUGCUGUCAGAGAGAUGAACAAGUUUGUUAUUCGCUUGGGGACUUGAACUGGACUUGUUUUCAGACGUUGGUGAGCAGGCAGCCUAUUAAUCAGUCUUGCAAAGCACCAGCGGAUCAUUAAAUGAAGAAAACGUGAUCCCUGACAAUUUUUUUAGCCGGCCACUUCAAUCAUUUAAUGUUGAUGGACAUAGAGUGUUUAGCUCCUUGUUUGUCGCAUUCUUAAUCUCUUUGUGCGUGUUGGUUGUUGUGAGGUGAGAGGAGGGCUGAACGGUUAUUUUUAUAUCCAAAUCGCGAUUUCUUUGCCCUGACACACCCUGAACUGGGUCGUUAUCUCGUUUAGCGGUGCACUUUGGCACUGCAAUAAUACAGCCAUAUAUUUGGAUAAGGUUAGUCUUAUCAAUGUGUCAUGGGUUGAAGACUGACAAUAAAAGCCGAAGUCCAGGGAGCAAGACUUGGACUCUUGGACUUCUUGGAUACGAAACGAUCCUUUCGCUAGUCACUCAGGCAGACGUACUGAGGCUGUCUGCGAGUGAACAUUUGAAAGCUUGAAGGCUGAGGCGGUAUCUUCAUCUGGACCAUGGCAAGCCACGUUGAGGCCAAUCUCCAAUGUCCGGCCUGUUUGGAGAUCUUUAAAGAUCCUGUCAUGCUGCCGUGUACUCACAGCAUCUGCAAAGGCUGUCUCCAGGAAUGGCGGAAAGAGAAAGGCGGUCACUCCUGUCCAGUCUGUAGAACUGAGUUUCAAUCCAUCGAUUUGCCUAUGAACUUGGCACUGAGGAACGUGUGUGAGGCUUUUUCACUCUCCUCAAUCGAGUUAAAGGACAUCUGCAGCUUGCACAAAGAGAAACUCAAACUCUUCUGUUUGGACCACCAGGAGCUUGUGUGCCUCAUCUGCAAAGAUUCAGAAAUCCACGCCAAUCACAAGUUCCGCCCCAUUGAUGAAGUUGCAGAAAGUAACAAAGUGAAACUCCAGGAAGUCCUGCUGGAUGUAAAGAAAAGACUGAAAGAUUAUACCCAGGUAAGGGACAACUGCAAUGAAUUCUCCGACUACAUCACGUUCCAGAGGGAGAAGGUGGAAAGCAAGAUUAAGAAGGGUUUUGAGGAGCUUCGUCACUUCUUGCAGGUUGAGGAGGAGGCCAGGUUGUCUGCUGUGAGGGAGGAAGAGAGGAACAAGACUCAGAUGAUCAAGGAGAAAAUUAAGGCUCUCAGCACAAACAUGGCCACUCUCUCAGACAUGAUCAAAACCGCAGAGGAGCAGCUGAUGUCUGACGACCUUUCCCUCGUGAAGAACUUCCAGACUUUGAUGACCAGAAUGCAGAAGCCUUCCGACAACCCCGAGCGGCUCCCAAGGGGAUCUCUCCUGGAUGAAGCCAAACACGUGGGCAACCUCAAGUUCACUGCGUGGGAAAAAAUGAAAAAGAUUGUUUCCUACAGUCCCGUCAUUCUGGACCCUGCCGCAGCCGGUGUAAAACUCAGUCUGUCUGAAGAUCUGACCAGCGUGAGUGCUGAUGAAGAACACCAGUGUUCCCAAAUUCCAGAGAUUGUUUCGAAGUACACUGUGUGCGGUUCUGCUUUGACCUCGGGGAUAAACAUUUGGGAUGUUGAGGUGGGAGACAACACUGACUGGCGGCUGGGGGUGGUGUAUGAAAAGUCCUUUGUCCUACACGGGUUCUGGAUCACAUUUCAAGAUGAUAAAUACACACUUUCUUCAAAACAAUCCGAAACGUGGUAUCCUUCAGUGAAACUGAAGAGGAUCCGAUUUCACGUGGACAUUAACAAAAAAUCACUUUCAAUCACCGAAUCUCUAACAAAUACUUUAUUGCAUGAAGCAGAUAUUUCCGAGUGGGAAGAUUUACCCGCCGAUGUGAAACUAGUCCCCUACUUUGUAACCGAUGAUAAAAAUCCUCUGAAAAUACUUCCAGUUCCGCAUUGUGUUACGAUUCAAAAUCAGUGAUGUCAGAGAUUUUUGAUGGGACUGUCCGAUGUUUUCCUGUCAUUACGACGCGAGACUGGCGAAAUUAGAAUCUCCCACAUGAUGAUGCCUCCUUCUCCGUAGUGUUAACGUUGUGCCGGUGCAGAAGGUGGGAAAAAUGUUUGAGAUCUUGUUAGAUAAUUAACGAGCACCAUUGAUCAUUUGUAUUUGUUUGUUUAGACUAUUAGAAAGUGUGUGCCGAAAGCAAGCUGAAGAAUAUGAUGUGAUUACAUUGUCAAUGUCGCCACUGUUGGCUCACGAGUUUACCAUUUGUCAUUUUGUAAUUAAAAAGGGGAAGCACGACUCAACUAAAUGCUCCAUACUUUGUAUUGUAAAUCUGUUAAUUUUUGAACGACAAAGCUAGUAAUUAUUAAUUAAAGCACAGCAUCUCAACUCGAAACUGAAAGAAUGAUAAAGAUAAGGUUUAUUGCUCCAAGGUUUAUUAUCACCAAGAUACAGAGGUUCCGUCAUAAAACUUUGUAACUGCCAUGUGUUUUUUUUCUUUUCUUUUCCAUGAACUGUGAUAAGUGCAUUUGAUUCAUGGGAUGGCUCUGAUGCUUUUGCAAUGAUGUACUGAAAGGAAGCAAACCACUGUUAAGAUUACUAAUUGGUAUUCAAUCAGCGCUGAGUGGCAUGUAUCUUUUAUUUGCACCAAUAAACGUCUACAUUUGGUAUUGGGGGGAAAAAAAUGUUUACAGUUGUUUAUAGUCUUGGCGUGACAUUGGAUGAUGCAGGCUCUUUAGCUAAAUCAGAUAGUGGGAUCAUAAGGGCUGAUGGUCUGAUGAAGAGAAAAGAAAACAAGGACAAGAAGCCGGGAGAGAUCGCUAUCAACGGCAUUUGUGUUGUCGUACGCAUGUAAGUUUGUAGCCGUAUUUGCACAGUAGCUUUGCCUGCGUGUGUGUGUGUAUUUGUAGUCGUGCGCGUGUGUGUGUGGCCUCUGGUUUUCCUCGGAGUCACGUCAGGGGUAGAGUUGCGUACAAGUGGGUCAGC
This is a messenger RNA of Syngnathus typhle (broad-nosed pipefish), 3315 nucleotides long. Its product is annotated as E3 ubiquitin-protein ligase TRIM35-like. NCBI's taxonomy places the organism in Eukaryota, Metazoa, Chordata, Actinopteri, Syngnathiformes, Syngnathidae. Bases 934 to 2307 code for a protein of 457 amino acids. Gene Ontology annotation, molecular function: ubiquitin-protein transferase activity; zinc ion binding. Gene Ontology annotation, biological process: protein ubiquitination. The transcript has a single exon. The record is from RefSeq and is a predicted model, not a curated record.